Molecule: messenger RNA, 5485 nt
Organism: Thrips palmi
Lineage: Eukaryota; Metazoa; Arthropoda; Insecta; Thysanoptera; Thripidae
Gene: Pvr
Product: vascular endothelial growth factor receptor 1
Exons: 28
Coding region: 259-4698 (1479 amino acids)
Biological process (GO): positive regulation of kinase activity; cell surface receptor protein tyrosine kinase signaling pathway; protein phosphorylation
Cellular component (GO): signaling receptor complex
Molecular function (GO): ATP binding; transmembrane receptor protein tyrosine kinase activity
Source: RefSeq, a predicted model, not a curated record
UGGUCGUCGAAGGUGGCCCCGCGCCGGUCGGUCUGUGCCUCUGUCGGUCCUGCCAGUGCGAGAGAGAUAGAGAGAAAGAGAGGAGGUUCUGCAAUUGUUGGCGCCGCGCGAUAUCAGCUGCAGUGCUGUGCGCAGCCGCGGCCGGCAUGUGACUCCCAGUGUGUGCGCGUGUGUGUGUGUGAGCCAGUGAGAAAGAGUGUUUCGUGCAUAUGACACUCGAGCAGUGACGUGACGUCGCUGGCCCUCCGUAGGCCCAGGAUGGCGGCGACAUGGAUGCCGUCCAGAGUGCUGGUGCUCCUGGCGGUGUCGGCGCUGCUGGCCUCGGCGUCGGCGAGACACGGGCGGGACGACAGGCGGCGCCGCGCGGUGCCGCGCCCUCGCAUCGACCCCGAGCUGGAUGAGUACGUCCUGGACAGCGGCGACAACCUCAAGCUGCGCUGCCAGAGCGCCUUCCCGGUGCGGUGGGAGAUACCUGCGGAAGCUGAGAAUGAUGUCGUCAAGAAAGUUCUAUUUGAACCAAUGGAAGAUGUGCAGCCUUAUAUCAUUCACUUAGAACUUGCAAACACAAAUUACAUGCAAACUGGGUACUACAGAUGCGUAGAUAAUCAAACCUUGGACUUGGAGGAUGGUCAGAGAGUAACUUCUAUUUACGUAUAUGUGAGAGAUGAAACAGAACUUCUUGCCCUUGAUCCAAAUCCGCCACCUCUGACGGUCAACUCUGGUGGCAAACUAGUCAUCCCAUGUCGCCCUACAGCUCCAAAUGUAUCUGUCACUUUGACUAAAGAUGCUCAAGAGAUCCCUUACAACAAUGAGAUGCUUUAUGAUGGUUCUUUGGUGUUCUUCGAUCCCCAUGAAGGCUUUGUAAUACAGAACUGUAAAGCAGCUCACGCUGGUCUGUACACCUGUUCGUCGGAAAGUUCCCUCUCCAAUGUCUACGUUCAUGUGAUGUCUGUGUCUGACGAUGUUGCUACUCCAUCAAUCCAUGCGCCAAACCAUGCUAUCAUUGGGACUUCUUUGGUGUUGAAUUGUUCUGUUCCGUAUGAGAAUGGAAUCUCAAUGGCAUUAGAAUGGGCUGUCCCUGACCAAUCAGGAAAAGACUCUGGCCGUAUUGUUGUUGGAAAAUUAAGGGAGGUGAAAGAGCCAUUAAAUGGGGAACAAUCAUUAGCAGUACGCACUGUAGAGAUCAAGCAGGUGAAGAAAAGUGAUGAAGGCUUUUACAGCUGCACUGUAAAAGACAAUGCAAACAACCAAAAAGUCGAAAAGAGAUACAUUCCUGUCUUGGAACAAGGAUCUUCAUACAUCAACCUAACUGUUCAGGGUGACAAAACUAAUAUCACUGCCAAUGCAGGGAGUGAUGCAUCUGUGCAAUGGGUUGUGUAUCACUCAGCUCACCCAGAGCCACAACUAGAAUGGUAUGACCCUGAAGACAAAGAAAUAACAUCAUCGUCAUCAUAUGGCAAAUUUGAAGUUUACCGUGAUUCAUCCACCACUCGAUUAGUAGUAAAGAAACCAAGUAUUCAGGAUACCGGGGUGUACAAGUUAAAUGCUGUAAACCAGGGCACUAGAAAAACUAUAGAACUCUUUUUGAAUGUCUUGGGUGGUCCUUAUCUGAAUGUUUCAAUUGAACCAUUUUAUAUGGUCAACACCGAGGCUAAAAUAACUUGUACAGUGCUGGGAAAUCCUCUGCCCAUUAUUCAAUGGGCUUUUAGACCAUGCACUUUCCAACCCCUGGAAGAUUGUGAAGUUCGUGACAGUGAUGAGUUGGAUGUAGAUAAUUUCUCUGAAGAAGCCUUUGGUAAAGUACAGUUGCGCUCAAAAUUAACAAUGAUUGCUGUGCAGUCUGGUGUCAUUCAAAGCAAAGCUUGCAGCUCUGCUGGGGAAUGUGUCAAAGAAGAAAAGAACUUUUAUGUCACAGAUGUUCCGCAUGGCUUCCAUCUUGAAGGCCCAAAUUUAACAGUGGAAGGGGAGAAAGUGGAGUUUAAUUGCAGCGUAUCACCUUAUCAUUAUACCAGGGACAUUGUUUGGAAGUUUGAUGGUCUCACAAUCGGCGAGGACCGUGAUUUCCACAUUUCUACAAAGAGCACGGUGUUUUCUCACCGUAGUACUUUGACAGUAAAAAAUGUUACUAACACAAAUGAAGGAAUUUAUUCCUGUGUGGCUCUACAUGUAGGCAGUGGACUUCCCAGUGAACACCAAAUCUCUCUUAAUGUGACAGAUGUGAAAGUACCAGUUUUUGGAAACAAAACAAAUUUAAUGGGGAAUGUAAAAGAACUUGCUGAAGGACAGAGCUUCACACUAUACUGCUUUGCCAGUGGAAUGCCAAAACCUCAAAUCAAGUGGUUCAAGGGAAAAACACCUGUAAAGCUGAAGACCAACCUGGAAAUAUUGGAUGAUGGGAGAAAGUUAGACUUUAAGUAUUUGACUCUUGAAGAUGAUGGAAGGUAUACUUGCGAGGCCACUAACAGAGGAGGAACUGUCCAUCGAUCUAUCACCUUAAGUCUGUUAGACAAAAGAAAAGGAGUGAAUGUGGGCCUAGUUGUGGGUCUAUUAAUUUUAGCUUUGCUCUUGCUUGCUGUCAUCAUAUACCUGUGUGUUCGCGUUCGUCGAGAACAGAAACUUCGUCAGCGACUUACAAGUGCUGGACUUAUGCACUUUGAAGAAGGUGCCAUUGAAAAUCUCAAUAUGGAUAUAGGUGUAGAAGACCAGGCAGAGCUUCUUCCCUAUGAUCGCAAAUAUGAAUUUCCUCGAGACAAGUUAAAACUAGGCAAAACCCUUGGAUCUGGUGCUUUUGGUAUCGUAGUGAAGGCAGAUGCAUAUGGUAUUAUUGAGAAUGAAGCUGUCACUCCCGUAGCUGUCAAAAUGGUAAAGAGGUCAGCUGAUAGUAACAUAAUAAAAGCUCUUGCUUCAGAGCUCAAAAUAAUGGUUCACCUUGGAAAACAUUUAAAUGUUGUGAACUUGUUAGGAGCAUGUACCAAAGGGUUGAAUAAAAUGGAGUUAUUAGUAAUUGUAGAAUACUGUAGGUAUGGUAAUCUACACAACUACUUAAUGAAACAUCGUAACCAUUUCAUUGAUCAAAUUGAUCCUACUACGGGUUUGAUAGACCCAACUAGAGUUCCUGAAGCUUCUGCGAAUAUUCCAAAUGGACGAAACAGGUUAAAUUAUGCAGCCCUUUCCUUCUCCAACAGCGGUCAUUCUGACUCAUUCAAAGGCGAGCGACCUACAGACUCAAGAGCUGAUUAUCGCAGUCAGACUGAUUCAUCUGAAAAUUUUGUAACUGGUGCUACAGAAGCUACCUUUGUGUGUAUGACACCGACAGGAGAAGAGGGAUUUUUAAUGACUAACAAUUCUACUCAACAACCAGACUGGAGAUCAAAUUACAAAGGGGACUAUAAAGGAAUAGUCAGUCCUAUUACAACUAGAGAUCUUCUGUGCUACGCUUUCCAGGUGGCUCGAGGAAUGGAAUACUUAAACAGUCGAAAGAUUCUUCAUCUUGACUUAGCUGCAAGAAAUAUUUUACUUGCAGACAACAACAUAAUUAAAAUUUGUGAUUUUGGUUUAGCUAAAAGUGUUUACAAAGAUGAGAACUACUUGAAGAAAGAGAAUGGUCCAUUGCCGAUUAAGUGGAUGGCAAUAGAAUCAAUAAGAGACCGCACAUUUUCAACUCAAUCUGAUGUCUGGUCAUUUGGAAUUGUCUUGUGGGAAUUCUUUUCACUAGCAAAAACACCUUACACAGGUAUGCCAGCGGAUGAACACAUGUACAAGAAAUUAGAGGAAGGAUAUCGAAUGGAAAAACCCCCCUAUGCUACAGAUGAUAUAUAUGCUGUGAUGAUGGAUUGUUGGCAAGCAAGGCCAGUGCUGCGUCCAUCUUUUACAGAGCUAGUUGAUACAUUAGGUUCUAUGUUGGAAGAUGGUGUUCGUAAGCAUUAUGUUGAUUUGAAUGAGCCGUAUGUACAAAUGAACCACCGCUGGUUAAAUGAGUCUGGUCACAAUGACUACUUGGGGAUGUUCAGCUCCCCAACGUACACAAAUGUUAUGUCACCGUUACCUGUGGAAGAUGACGAGCCACAGCGAUACCAAAAUAUUCCAAGGGGAGCUCCUACUGUGGUUGCAGACCAUAGCUUACCAGGGGCUUAUUUAAAUAUGACAAGCCCCUUUUCCACAGAACUUGAUACUAUUUUUAGCCCAACUAGGCCAGGGAGCAAUGGGGGAAAUGUUUUCAAAUUCCAAACCCCCCCACAAGGCAGAAGGUUACGCGACACAGAAGUAAAUGAUGAUGUUGAGCUGAGACCUAUGUUGAGUGGAAGCAACAGGAGCAGGAAAUCAGAGUCUACUAGUGGACACGAGUCUGAUGACGCCUCAAGCCAGUACACAGCUGUUCCAAGCAGCCGGCCGGUCAUGCCAAAUGUGGACAGCAGGAGCUCACCACAAAAAUCUACUAACCAGGGCAAAGUGCCAAGUUUCUCAAAUCCGAGCUACAGUUUUGCACCUGACUUGGACAAUUAUGUGAACUACAAGCAACGGAACUUAAAACCACCAGAACCAAUAUCUAACAUGUCUCCUCCUACGUUCAGUACCUUUGGAAGAAGGGCACCUGUCCAAGAGAGACAGCUUCCUCCCAACUAUGUUAAUAUUCCUCAACAACGAGCUCCCCUGGCUCUUAGCGAAACUGACUUCAAUGACCCUCCCUAUGUCAACUAAACCAUUCUAGUAGAACACAAUAUCACUUUGCAUCAUAAUGAUUCAAAAAGAUAAGGCAAAUUUUGAUGUGAUAGAAAGUUGUAAUGAGGUCACGUUGACCCUUCCUUGGACCCUUUCUAGUGGCAUAAAUGCUGUAUAUCUAUGCUCUUUUAAAAUUAGGAAGUAUCCUAAGAGAAAACAUUAAUGUAUUACUUGUGAGUGAGUGAAUCAUCCACUUACAUUUCUUGUUGGUCUUGAGUGUUGUGACCACUUGAGAAAAAGAUGUCCAGUCGCCUGGACAUAAGUUCUGUGAUAAAUAGGAUUUUAUUACUUUAUUUCAAUUUUAGUUCUUUAGUAUUAACGUUUUGUAUUAUACUGUAACAAUAAAUUUGACAGUCAUGUGCUAUCAUGUAAUUAUUUUUUCAAGACUGUUUGAAUGCUUAGAAAUAAUGUAUCUUGCACAGAUUUUGUCAUUCACGUUAUUGAAAGAUAUCAGUUUUUGUUUUGUAUUGAGGUUCAACCAAGGAUCAAUACUGGUCAUUUGCAGUUGUAUGAGCGCAUUCUUGGGUGUUCUUUAGAUAGAGCUGUCCAUUGUACCUUUUAUUGUACAAACUAAAAAUAAUUGUAGUGUAGAAUUUUUACCUGUAAACAAGCUGUAAAUAAGCUGUAAAUGUGAUGACUUGAAAAUAGAAAAAUAAGUGUUAAUACUGUACCCUAGCAAGAAAUGGGUCAUCUAUUCGUUGUUUUGAGAAUCCAUUUCUGACUGUUAUUAUUUGUAAAUUUGCAUAUUACAUGAAAUUUUCCAUAA